AUGGCAGUUAUGUCAUCAGAUUGUCCUAAUGGAAGUGGCAAGAGUUCCCUUUUCCGAGUAUUGGGAGGUCUAUGGCCCCUGGUGUCUGGGCAUAUUGUGAAGCCAGGUGUUGGUUCUGAUCUUAACAAGGAGAUCUUCUACGUGCCGCAACGGCCCUAUAUGGCAGUAGGAACACUUCGAGACCAGUUAAUAUAUCCUCUUACUUCUGAUCACGAGACUGAACCGCUCACUGAGACUGGAAUGGUUGAGCUAUUGGAAAAUGUUGACUUGGAAUAUUUAUUGGAUCGCUACCAACCGGACAAAGAGGUUAAUUGGGGUGAUGAAUUAUCUCUUGGAGAGCAACAGAGAUUGGGAAUGGCGAGACUGUUCUACCACAAACCCAAAUUUGCAAUUCUUGAUGAAUGCACAAGUGCUGUAACAACUGAUAUGGAAGAACGUUUCGCUGCUAAGGUUCGAGCUAUGGGAACUUCUUGCAUAACAAUCUCCCAUCGUCCAGCCCUUGUUGCAUUCCAUGAUGUUGUUCUGUCAUUAGACGGAGAAGGGGGAUGGAGUGUUCACUACAAGAGGGAUGACUCUGCACUUCUGACGGACGCUGGAAUUGAUUCAGUGAAAAGUUCAGAUACAAAACGGCAAAAUGAUGCAAUGGUUGUACAACGAGCUUUUGCUGCAGCUAGAAAGGAAUCUGGCUCCACCAAUUCAAAGGCUCAGUCGUACUCGACACAGUUAAUUGCAAAAUCACCUUUUGUUGAUAAAAGUGUUGUGCUGCCUCGUUUUCCUCAACCACAAACAUCCCCAAGGGCACUGCCAUCAAGAGUAGCUUCAAUGUUAAACGUAUUGAUACCCACUCUAUUUGACAAACAAGGAGUACAACUGCUUGCUGUUGCUUGCCUUGUUGUCUCAAGAACACUGAUCUCUGACCGAAUAGCCUCUUUGAAUGGGACCACUGUGAAGUAUGUCUUAGAGCAAGAUAAGGCAGCCUUUGUUCGUUUGAUUGGUAUGAGUGUUCUCCAAAGUGGCGCAUCUUCUGUCAUUGCUCCUUCAUUAAGGCAUUUAACGCAAAGGCUAGCUUUAGGGUGGAGGAUUCGUUUGACCCAACAUCUACUACGAAAUUACUUGAGAAAUAAUGCGUUUUACAAGGUUUUCCACAUGUCAGGCAAUAGUAUUGACGCAGACCAGAGACUCACUCGAGACCUGGAAAAGCUAACCUCUGACUUGUCUGGACUUCUGACUGGAAUGGUAAAACCAUCGGUUGAUAUUCUCUGGUUCACCUGGAGGAUGAAGCUACUGACUGGUCAGAGGGGAGUUGCCAUACUUUACACAUAUAUGUUACUUGGUCUGGGCUUUCUGAGACGUGUUGCUCCCGAUUUUGGUGAUCUAGCCGGUGAAGAGCAGCAGCUUGAGGGGAAGUUUAGGUUUAUGCACGAGAGGCUGAAUACUCAUGCUGAAUCCAUUGCAUUCUUUGGAGGUGGAGCUCGAGAAAAAGCUAUGGUCGACACAAAAUUCAGGGCACUACUGGACCACUCUCUCAUGCUCCUGAGGAAGAAAUGGGUGUACGGCAUACUUGAUGAUUUUGUGACAAAGCAACUUCCCAAUAAUGUGACUUGGGGAUUGAGUUUGUUGUAUGCCCUAGAACACAAAGGAGAUAGAGCACUUGUGUCAACUCAAGGUGAAUUGGCACAUGCAUUGCGGUAUCUAGCUUCUGUUGUCUCUCAAAGCUUCAUGGCGUUUGGCGAUAUUCUUGAACUACACAAGAAGUUCCUGGAGCUCUCUGGUGGUAUCAACAGAAUUUUUGAGCUCGAUGAGUUUUUGGAUGCUUCUCAGUCAGGUGUUACCGCACAAAAUCACACAAGUCGUUUGGAUUCUCAAGAUCAAAUUUCCUUUUCGGAGGUGGAUAUCAUUACCCCUGCUCAGAAAUUGAUGGCUAGCAAGUUGUCAUGCGAAAUAGUUUCAGGGAAAAGCCUGCUCGUCACAGGUCCCAAUGGUAGUGGAAAGACCUCUGUAUUUAGAGUCCUUAGAGAUAUAUGGCCCACUGUAUGUGGAAGUCUUGCCAAACCAUCAUUGGAUAUCAAAGAACUUGGGUCAGGGAAUGGCAUAUUUUUUGUCCCGCAGCGACCUUAUACAUGUUUAGGGACACUGAGAGAUCAAAUCAUAUACCCUCUAUCUAAAGAAGAAGCAAAGCAACGGGCAGCGAAGUUGUACACCAAUGGAGAAAGCUCAACAGAUGCUGGAAGCAUUCUGGACGUUCAUUUGAAAACAAUCCUGGAGAAUGUUCGGUUAGUUUAUCUUUUGGAAAGAGACGAUAGUGGUUGGGAUGCGACUACCAACUGGGAAGACAUAUUAUCUCUUGGAGAGCAACAAAGACUUGGCAUGGCUCGUUUAUUCUUUCACAGGCCAAAGUUUGGAAUCCUUGAUGAAUGCACCAACGCGACGAGUGUUGAUGUUGAGGAACAGCUCUAUAGGGUUGCAAGAGACAUGGGUGUCACUUUCAUAACCUCAUCACAACGUCCGGCUUUGAUCCCAUUCCACUCCUUGGAGCUAAGGCUGAUUGAUGGAGAAGGAAACUGGGAGCUCCGUUCGAUCGAACAGACAACAGAGUAA
This is a messenger RNA of Microthlaspi erraticum, 2598 nucleotides long. The record is from the annotation of a GenBank genome assembly. NCBI's taxonomy places the organism in Eukaryota, Viridiplantae, Streptophyta, Magnoliopsida, Brassicales, Brassicaceae.